This is a messenger RNA of Trichomonas vaginalis G3, 603 nucleotides long. Its product is annotated as phage tail repeat-like family. Lineage: Eukaryota; Parabasalia; Trichomonadida; Trichomonadidae. The transcript has a single exon. The annotation marks the transcript as partial. The record is from RefSeq and is a predicted model, not a curated record.
AUGACAGAUGAGUUUCUGUUUCAAGACAGUAAGAACCAUACUGUUUGUAUAAAUCCAACAAAAAGAACUUUAAACGAGAAGCCUAUAGAUGAACUUCUUUUGAAGGCAGAUAUUGACAACAAAGCUGACAAAGAGUAUGUUGACGAUGAGUUAGCACGUGUGGCUAGUGCGUUAGUGAAGAAGGCAGAUAAGGAAUAUGUGGAUGAAAAGGAUGAAAAAAUUAAAGAAAGGGUUGAAUGGUAUAAUGAACGGACAACAAAGAUUUUAGAAGGUAAAGCCAAUACAGGGUGGGUUUCAGGAUGUUUAGACCUUAAAGCCGACAAAGAAACUGUAGAUAUGUUGACACAAACGGUUUCAAGUCAUACCAGAGGUUUAAUGGAAGAUGGACAACAGUUGAAAGAGCUUGAGAAAGGUGUUACAGAGUUAAGGAAUACAAAAGCAGACUCGACAUGGAUAAAAGGAUAUGUAGAUGCAACAAAAGAGUAUAUUUUCGCAUGGACAGAAGGAACAUACCCACAAAAAUAUCAUAGACAUAGCAUCUCUGACGUAAAUGAACUUGAAGAAAGGUUAUAUAAGAAAGCAGACAAAACAGAGCUUCAAACG